AUGCGCCUUCCGGCGCCUUACGUUCUCUGCUCCAUCCUCAUCUCUGUCGGCGGCCUUCUCUUUGGUCUGGACACCGGAUGUAUCGGACCCAUCACCACCAUGCCAACUUUCCUCGACUACUUCGGACCACUUUCCUCAACAACUCACGGCAUCCUAGUCUCAUCGAUCUUAAUACCAGCCUCAUUGACCUCCUUCUUCGCCGGCAAUGUCGCGGAAUACAUGGGUCGAAUCAUUACCUGCUCUGCUGGUGGUCUGAUCUUCUCAGCAGGUACUGCUCUAGAAGCUGGUGCUCAAAACCUCGCCAUGUUGUUUGUCGGCCGCUGCAUCACUGGUGUAGGAGAAGGCCUGUUUCUCAGCACGCUGGUGGUGUAUGUGUGCGAGAUUGCUCCUGCUAAGCAACGAGGUGUGCUUGCUAGUGUCCAACAACUGCUGGUUACCAUGGGUAUUGCAGUGGGCUACUUUAUCUGCUACGGCACUGUACGAAGCUCUUCUUCAAGUUUCAGCUGGAGGUUCCCUUUUGCGUUGCAGAGUUUCCUGGCUUUCUCGUACGCAGUUUCGGCGUUCUUGUUUUUGCCUGAGUCGCCUAGGUGGCUUAAGAGUAAAGGUCGCAUGGACGACUCGCAUGAUGCUUGGGAGAAACUGGGCAUUGCCGAUGUCGAGCGCGAGAAGGACGAACAAGAAGACCAAGCCCUGACAGUACAAGAACCGGAGAGUCUUGCAUUGACACCAAUUCGCUCGAGACAGAGUGUCCACGAAGCACCCCAGAUCUCAUGGCUCGCCGUGUUCGCAAAAGACACGCGCAAACGCACGUUCCUGGGCUGUUUCCUAAUGGGCAUGCAACAGCUCUCUGGCAUCGAUGGCGUUCUCUACUACGCUCCUCUGUUGUUCGAGCAGGCAGGCCUCAGCAGCAGCACCUCCUCUUUCCUAGCUUCCGGCGUGUCAGCCCUUCUCAUGUUCCUCAUCACCAUCCCUGCCUUCAUCCUCGCCGACAAAUGGGGUCGCAGAACCUCCACACUCGUCGGCGGCAUCCUCCUCAGCACCACAAUGUUCAUAAUCGGCGCUUUAUACGCGUCCAACAGCGUCCACGGUACCCACGGUGCUGCCCGCUGGGUCGUCAUAGUCCUGAUCUACAUAUUCGCCCUAACCUACUGCACCACCUGGGCCGUAGGUAUAAAAAUCUACGCGUCAGAGAUUCAACCUCCAAAAACUAGGGCGCCGGCAACUUCGCUGGCGCAAUCUUGUAACUGGGUUGUUAAUUUUGUGGUUGCGUUUACUACGCCGGUGUUCUUGCAGCAUUCGAGCAGUGGGAUUUACUUUAUGUUUGGUGCGGCGAGUUUGUUGACGGUUGUGGUGUGUGCGGUGAGCAUGCCAGAGACGAAGGGGAAGACUUUGGAGGAGAUUGAUAGGGCGUUUGAGCAGAAGAGUAAUGGUGACGAUCGACAGGGUGCUGCAGAGGUGGUGGUGCUCAAGUUGUUGAGGAAGUGGCAGUGA
This is a messenger RNA of Aureobasidium melanogenum CBS 110374, 1491 nucleotides long. Its product is annotated as putative MFS sugar transporter. Lineage: Eukaryota; Fungi; Ascomycota; Dothideomycetes; Dothideales; Saccotheciaceae. The record is from RefSeq and is a predicted model, not a curated record. Gene Ontology annotation, biological process: carbohydrate transport; transmembrane transport. Gene Ontology annotation, molecular function: carbohydrate:proton symporter activity. The transcript is spliced from 2 exons. The coding region runs from base 1 to 1491 and encodes 496 amino acids. Gene Ontology annotation, cellular component: membrane.